ACUCGAAGGUGAGUAAAUGAUUUUUGGGUGAAGUAUCCCUUGAAGGUGUAUACAUUUAAUGUGCAUACAUUUUCAUCGCCCUGUAAAACUUUUGUGUCUUUGGAGCUGGACAGAGAUCAGUUAUGAUGCCUCAAAGCAUUUCUUUGUGAGUUGUUUGAAUUCUUUGAUACUAAAUGUCACAUAGCUAUUCCAAAGUAGGACAGUUCACACACACACUUUUACACCUACACACAUGAACACACAUUCCCUUGAGUCUGCCUGCCAAAAAGCUCCCCCUUGCUUUCUCAAGACUUGAGUAUUUCAUUAGUGAGAUAAAACAGGGCUGAGCCCACUGGGUUUGCCAGUUCUUCUGAUGAGGAAAAGAGAAGCAGGGGAAUCAGAAAGAGAGAGAGAGAGAGAGGCAGUGAUAAACUCUGCUGUGAGUCCUCGUGUAAGCAGAGAGAGAGAGAGUGCAGAAGCAGCAGCAGCAUAAGAUCUGGACAGAGUUAGAACACAAGCGAAAGCAGAGGGAGCAAGACCUACCACAAAGAUCAUGCAAUUAGAUGUGAGUCUACAUGUGUUUUUUUCACUCUGCUGGACCAGGCUGAUGAAUUAGGGCCGGGGACUUUGUACGCAAGUGGGCACAUUUGAAGCUGUCAGAGAAAGCGCGCGAUUGUCUCGUCAAGUGCUUCACGGCUUUGAAGUUUCUCAGUCGGCCGCGGGGGACCAAUUUUCCCUGCGAGGAAAAAAAACGGCAAAAGAGGGCCAAAGGCUACGAAUACUGGAGUAGUUCCAACUUCCAAUUCCCUCGGGACAUUUUUUUCCACCUCAGCGUCAAGAGAAAACCACAUGUGAAGACUGAUGGGGCAAGAGCUCAGCAUUGCUUACCAGAGAAUCAACUUGGAUGCAUCACUGACUGCAACACCACAGAGGCUCCACGACACAGUGGCGAAGAUCCAGAGAGAGGGAAUCUAGUAAUCUCCAUCCACGCUCCCCUCCCCACCUUCACUUCAUCUGCCUGGACCUUCUUCGGUUGCCCCCUGGUACCCCCCGCAGGGCAGGAAGCGUGAAAAAUCUCACUAAUGGGUUUAUUUGCUGUCAGCUCAGCGACGACCUGUCAUUUCCCAGGGCCGCUCCGCUUGACACAUUUCAUAGUUGAGUAAGCUUCACUUUGUUUCUGCCAAAGGAGCUUCGGUCUUUUGACAAGAUCAAGACCAAGCUUAACAGCCAGCUUAAUUCACGUUGGUUGGUUGCAUGUUUGCCUACAUUAUUUUCUUUUGGGAGGUCAAGCGUAUGAUUUAAAGCCAAGUGGACAUUUGCCAUUGCUCUGUGUUUCUGACCAAGAACUUGCAGAAGAGAGAAAGACAAGCAGAGAUUUCUGAUUCGACAACAUUCUCCAGGCUGGUGGGCUGAAGAUGCGGUUCUGGCUGCUAGCUGUGGUGACGGCAGUGCUCUGGAGUCACUGCAUCCUUCUAGGGUGGGCUGAGGGCAGGAAGGCACGUAAGAGGCCGAAGGACACCAAUCCACAGUACACUGAAGCAUUCAACAGCACCGUCUCAAACAGUGAGGAGCAGGAGGACAGCAUGAGGGUCAGUGAGAACCAGAGAGUGGAUCCUCUUGGAUCAUGGAUGGAUUUUGUGAAGAGACCCGUGGGCAACUUUCCCGGAAAAUGCAGAAAGCGAAAACGACCACUGCCUGGUCCCCCAGGCCCUCCAGGUCCACCAGGGCCUCAGGGACCUCCAGGAUCUCCCGGGGCAGAGGUCACUCAAGAGGUCCUCCUGCGAGAGUUCAAAGAAAUGAUCAAAGAGGCCACAGAGAGGCGAGCUGCAGUGGACAGACCCAACGAACCCAGUCAGCUGCCCACAUCUCUCCUUAACCUAGAGAGCUUGACCUCCUACAGGAGAAUUGAAGAAGCGUUUCACUGCAAACUCAAAGGCCCUGUAGUUGUGGACAAGAAAACUUUGGCAGAGCUGCAGAACUUUCAGACGCCUCCUGCCAAAGGUGCCUUCCUCAGAGGAACGGGGAUGGAUCAGUCCACUGGCCGGUUUACAGCCCCCGUAACUGGAAUUUAUCAGUUCUCUGCCAAUGUUCAUAUUGAUCACACUGAAGUGAAGAAAAGUAAGAACCAGCUGAGAGCCAGAGACAAUGUGAGAGUUUUGAUCUGCAUUGAAUCACUCUGCCACAGAUAUACAUCAUUGGAAGUGAUUGUUGGUCUUGAGAGUAACAGCAAGAUAUUUACAGUGUAUGUCCAUGGACUGCUGGAACUUCAGGCUGGCCAGUACACCUCCAUAUUUGUGGACAAUGCAGCUGGAGCAUCGAUCACAAUACAGAAUGGCUCUGAUUUCAUGGGCAUGUUGUUGGGGGUAUAGCCUCGGCUAUAUCUGGUGGAUCAAAUACAACAGACUGCAUAGCUGCCCUUUGGACCGUCACGCAGCAUCGUAAGACAUCAUUUGACUUCACCGUGAAAGCGGUUGUCUGUUCAAACUUUAUGGAUGAGCAAAGGACACAUCGAACCCCACAAUGCUAGAGACAAAGACUGUUGGAUGCAAUACUAAAAGACUUGAGGACAGUGGACUCUUAUCUGCCUUGACUGCAUUCCUUACAGUAAAAUUCCUCCUGCUCCCUGUGUUCGUUUUGAAUGGCAUUCACCAGAUCGUAUUCUGUCAUAAAUGUAUACAAAGAGAUUUUUCUACCUAUAUAUUGGUGCAUGAUGUCAGCACCAUCCUCCUAUAGUGUUUCUAUUGUUUUAUACAUGGUGAGAGGUAUUUUAGAGUAAAUACAAUACAAAAGAAAUGGGUUUAUCUAUGGGCUGAUAGUCUCACAUCUUUUGGAGGUGUAACACAAAAUGCACACCUUCUGUCGUAAAUGACUUUAUUGUGUAUUGUUAAUAUCAUUUAAAUAUCAUAAGCUAGACAAAGUUUUAUUUACUAUGCAGAUCCAAAAAGCAUGUGUUCGAGCUGGAUUAUUGAUGAAAGAUUUUCCAUUACGCUUGGCCAAAAGAAGGAAACAAGCAAAAGAAGCAAAAAAAAACAG
Messenger RNA from Triplophysa rosa, 3012 nucleotides. It is a transcript of the gene c1qtnf12, whose product is annotated as C1q and TNF related 12. Bases 1395 to 2348 code for a protein of 317 amino acids. The transcript is spliced from 8 exons. Gene Ontology annotation, molecular function: hormone activity. Lineage: Eukaryota; Metazoa; Chordata; Actinopteri; Cypriniformes; Nemacheilidae. The record is from RefSeq and is a predicted model, not a curated record.